Molecule: messenger RNA, 2315 nt
Organism: Schizosaccharomyces japonicus yFS275
Lineage: Eukaryota; Fungi; Ascomycota; Schizosaccharomycetes; Schizosaccharomycetales; Schizosaccharomycetaceae
Product: SUMO-targeted ubiquitin-protein ligase E3 Slx8
Exons: 1
Coding region: 160-912 (250 amino acids)
Molecular function (GO): ubiquitin protein ligase activity
Source: RefSeq, a predicted model, not a curated record
CGCAAUAAAAAAAACAAAUGAACUACCAGGAAAGCUCAUUAAAUGAUCAGCAAUUAGAAUUGUCGUUCCGGCUAAAGUGCAAUAUAAUUUCUACAACAACCUGUCAGUCCAAGAGGCACAUUCUUUGAAUACAUUCAUUUUUAACAAGAAUGUGUAAAAAUGCCACAAACCACUACUUCUAAUGCGGGUUCUCAAUCUUCACAUGAAACUCCCUCUUCUUCCUCUGGAAGGAGAGAAUCGCCAGCUAGUCUUCGAAGCAUCGCCGAAAGGGAAAAUCGGAGGCUUGCUAGACUUGCUAAUCAGCCCGCCGACGAAAUUCAAACAAUUGUAGAUGUGCCUUCUCAAAACAAUACCGCCAACGGUGAUAGUAACGAAAACGAACCGAUUAAUACUGAUGAUUAUUCCAGUCAGAUAUUGGCAGCCGCCGAAAUGAGAGCUCGAUCACACUCAAAUACCCGGCCAUGGGAAGUUAUAGAAGAACCAGAUGACUCACUCAUCAUUGAGGAUUUUGGUGCGAAUUCAUCGAAUAAUUGCAUUGAUUUAACGAAGACCGAAAAAUCCGGUAAACCAAAACGAAAAAGAGCAAAGACAACAAAUAAAAAGAAAGAAACGACUAAUGUUGGCGGCGACGCGUCAUCAAAGCCGCCUCAGGAAUCUCGAAAACUCGCUGACUAUACAUGUGCUAUUUGCUUAGACAGCCCAGAAAAUCUGGCGGCGACACCGUGUGGUCACAUUUUUUGCGAUUUUUGUAUUCGUAGUGCUCUUGGAAAAACACCAGCUACGCAAAAAUGUCCUGUGUGUCGUAGAAAAGUGCUUCCCAAAUCCAUCAUAUGUCUAGAAAUGAUGCUAGGAAAACCUAAAACAAAGACGGAUAACGGUGCUUCUGUCGAGCCUGAGAAGAAGCAACUUUGAUGUGUGGUAUUAUGCAAUAGACUUUCAUGACAAUCUUCAAUAGAGGUUUAUUUUGAAAACGGAUGCUUGUGUAAAUCUGAGUCCCAAAGGAAAAACCUACACUGAUAAGGAUUCUUUUCAUUCGUAGCACUUGAAUUCUCGACGACUUCGCCAACCGGACGAGAGCAGCACCAGAAUUUGCGGCCAUAAUUAACGCCGGGUUUCUUAACAUCAAGUUUUUUGCAUGGCUCCAUGUGUCCAGUGCACAAGGGCACUCGUGGCUUUGAGAAUGCUUUACGAAAUAACCGAAGUGAUUCGUUAUCCACAUUGCUGCUUAAUGUGCUACAUUUUACUUGUUCAUUUUCAGUAUAUGUGGAGCUUGAAAACGUGCUUUGACUUACGGCAUAACUUUCUUCCUCAUCUUGAAAAUUCUCUGUACUGACUUCUUCUUGGGUAUGUUCUGAUGAGGUCCUAAGAAGUGCAUUUUUAUCCGACGAAUCUUUCCGUGCUGAUGCUUCUUUUGGAGUCUUUAAAAACAUGCUUAAGAGCGUUUGGUUUUUGCUUUUCUUUGUGACCUUUUCAGUUGUUUGUGGUGUGUCUGAACUUCGUGUGCGCUUAUUAGACUCGUGUUGUUCGGAUUCAGAAGGUGAAUCUUCAGUUUUUGGGCUACUUUUUUUGGUAGCCGAGUUGUUCGUGGAAACUCGUUUAAACAUAUCGUGAAUGUUCUUAGAACGUCUGUACCGUUCACCUCUAAGAACAGAGAGCAAUGGAAACGUUUCGGAAUGCGAAAGUCUGUCGUAUAAUGUACAUCCAUCAACUGUCUCCUUAAAAUCAAGAAAAACAGGGCAAUGGUCGGAGCCCAUAAUUUCGGGCAUAAUGUUUGCAUCUUGCAUCCACGGUAGCAAAGCAGGUGAUAUGCAAAUGUAAUCGAUGCGUGUUCCUAAUUCAUAUGUUAGUUUCUAACCCAAACGGAUGUAUUCUUUCAAAAAAAAAAAAAAUCCAUACCAAAGUUUGUUGGUCGAGUAUUAAGUCUUGUAUUCCAGCAGGUAAACAUGCCCCGCCUUACAGGAUGUCGAUGGCGAGUUGUAUCGAUUAAUAAACCUUCCGGAUGUGGCUGCAACAUUCCACGAACCCAUUCACGAGACUCUCGAAUACUCUCAUCAAAUUGUUCUUUUUGAAUGUCCUUAUUGUCGGCGGUAUCGAGCUCAUCGCGCAAGAUGUUAAUAUCACCAAGAAGUAUCACAUUGCGUUUUGCUUCUUGAGUAAGUCGGAUAAUUCUGUCCCGAAGGGCAUUGUAAAAAAGGCGACGAAAUUUUAGACGUUUCUCGCCAGAAUUUACAGGGCAAUACACGCCAAUCAAGACAAACAAUUGAAAAUCAAGUAGUAUGCACCGACCCUCAGAAUCAAUGAGUCUUUCCGUAGCC